Messenger RNA from Dentiscutata erythropus, 202 nucleotides. NCBI's taxonomy places the organism in Eukaryota, Fungi, Glomeromycota, Glomeromycetes, Diversisporales, Gigasporaceae. The record is from the annotation of a GenBank genome assembly.
CCACUGUUCCAGAUAAAAUGCAUCAUUUGGAUUUAGAGCUGUUCAAUUAUCAGAUAGUCUACACAAGAGAAAUGCUAAAGGACUUUUGUGAUCAAGCUGCAAUUAAUAAGCUUGAUCAGCACCUAUCGAAUAUUCAAAGGUUCCCAGGAUUAAAAAUAUUUAGUGAGGGUCUAAAAAACAUUAAACAAUUUACAGCCGAUGA